GUUUGGCACGAGCCUAUUUUAUUCGUCUGUCCCCAACGGAAAAACCCAGAAACAGAGAAAAACAGAGCGAAUCUUGAAGCCACGAACAUGAUAUGAUUUGUUAGUAAAUAAAAGAUAGGAAAAUCAAUUUCCCAUGUCGAGAUCAUUGAUUCAACGCAUUUCUCCAUUUUUCAUAGCUCGAAUUAAGCAAAACCACAAACUUCUAAGGUCUUCUUCGUAUUCUCAUAAUUAUUCUUCUUCAGCUCUUCAUGAGGCUUCUCCUGAAUCUUCUGAAUCUCCAUCUUCUUCUCUCGAUGCUAUUCGCAUCGCUGAUAAUUGCGUCAAGAGAAUGAAAGAGUUGCAAGCCAGUGAAGAAUCAUCUCAUGAAAAGGUGCUUCGAUUGAGUGUGGAAACUGGUGGAUGUUCGGGGUUUCAGUACGUUUUCGAUUUGGAUGACAAAACCAAUCCAGAUGACAGAGUUUUUGAGAGAGAAGGAGUAAAACUGGUAGUUGAUAAUAUCUCCUAUGAUUUUGUAAAAGGGGCAACUGUCGAUUAUGUUGAGGAGUUGAUUCGUUCCGCCUUCUUGGUAACAACAAAUCCAAGUGCAGUUGGAGGGUGCAGUUGUAAAAGUUCAUUCAUGGUGAAACAGUAGGGUCUUUCAAGUUUACUGCCCAUAUUUCCGGCGAGGCUGAGAGUUUCAGUAGGUUGAAUGAGUUACUGAAUCAAUAGUCUGCCUGAUUUUUUUUCUCAUAUCGAUUAUUUGGAUACAAACAUUAUGCAUAUUUCAUGUGUAACAUCAUAAAUGUAGGGGGGGCACUGCUGCGCAUCUGUUAAUGAGGGUUACGUUAACAACUUUCAUUACUUGUUUACACUCAAAUGGAUGCUUUGUCCAUCCGGUUCACUUGAGUUGAUUUGGGUCUUUUCCAAGCUACUAAUUUGAAGGUGCUUUACUUGAUCUCGA
Messenger RNA from Theobroma cacao (cacao), 940 nucleotides. Its product is annotated as Iron-sulfur cluster biosynthesis family protein. Gene Ontology annotation, biological process: iron-sulfur cluster assembly. NCBI's taxonomy places the organism in Eukaryota, Viridiplantae, Streptophyta, Magnoliopsida, Malvales, Malvaceae. The record is from RefSeq and is a predicted model, not a curated record. Gene Ontology annotation, molecular function: 4 iron, 4 sulfur cluster binding; iron ion binding; 2 iron, 2 sulfur cluster binding. Gene Ontology annotation, cellular component: mitochondrion.